Messenger RNA from Mollisia scopiformis, 1036 nucleotides. RefSeq lists its product as uncharacterized. Bases 1 to 825 code for a protein of 274 amino acids. Gene Ontology annotation, molecular function: nucleic acid binding. The record is from RefSeq and is a predicted model, not a curated record. The transcript is spliced from 5 exons. NCBI's taxonomy places the organism in Eukaryota, Fungi, Ascomycota, Leotiomycetes, Helotiales, Mollisiaceae.
AUGUUUGUUGGCGCAGACUGCACACAUCCACGCCAGUCAGCUAAGAGCUGCCCAUCAAUCGCAGCUAUUGUAGCGACUACAGAUGAUACAUCGAGCCAAUAUCUAGGGUCAGCUCGCCUUCAGCCAAGCAGACAAGAGUACAUAUCUGACUUGCGAUCUAUGAUGACGGAAAAGAUUAGGGCGUGGUAUCUCAAGACCGCCGACGAAGAAAAGCCCGGGACGAAAACUGAAAGACGGUUGCCGAGCACCAUCUUCUUCUAUCGUGAUGGAGUCAGCGAAAGUCAAUACGGCAUGGUUCUCCACGAAGAAUUACAGCAGAUUCGAUUGGGCUGCAAGGACUGGUACGACAAGGUCAAGGACCAUAAGGCCAACAAUUUCUCGUCCAACUUCAAAUGGAAAUAUAUCAAGAUUGUUUUCUUUGUUGUAAUCAAGCGCCACCAUGCUCGCUUCUCCCCCCAGAUAACGACAAGUCGGGAUAUCGUCACCCCCAAUCAUGUGAACUUCUACUUGCAAAGUCAUGCUAGUCCCAAGAGCAUGGCAAAGAGUUCUCACUACGUCGUGCUCCAGAAUAAUAGCCCGAAAGACUACACUCUCAAGCAGCUAGAAGACAUCUCUCACCACCUGUGUUGUGUCGGGCCUCACUUGCUCUGUGGUCGUCUAAGAUGCUACAUGAAGCCUGCCUUGGAUAAUAAGUAUCCUCUGGAUGAAAAUGCCAGAUCGAAGCACGAUUAUGAAAAUGAUGAAAAGAUUUCGCACAACGACCCAGAAAAGAUCCGCAAAAGUCCUUGGAAAGCAUCGUUGGACAAUGUCAUGUUCUAUCUGUGAUAUUUUGCAGUUAAUUAUCGGCAGAUUGUGCGUACUUUGUGUUGUUUUCGUAUUUUGCUGACGAGUCUCGGAGCGCGUUUGGUUGUAACUCUUGCUCUUCUGUCCUUUCCGUCGAUUUAGUGUCUGAUGUGUUGCGCUCGAGUUUUCGUGGAUGUUAAUGGAUUUUGGAAGGAAUUUGUGCGUGAAAUAUUAAAUGCGAACCAAAUUCAAC